AUGGAGCCCUCGACGCAUGCCGAUUGCGCGCCUCUGUCGGGCGAACGAGCGCCCUCUGCCUUCUGGCCGUCUCUCGCGGGAUGUCCCGGAGAUGUCUUCUCCCUCGCAGCGUCGGCUUUUCCGCGCGACGACGCGCGGAGACGUGCCCUGGAAGGCGAAAAAGACGCCGACAGUCGCGCGCAAACACACGGCAAGGCGCGAGCCGGAGGAGACAGACACGAAGCGCCGGGAGCCGAACUGCAGGCAGAAGAGCAAGGAGAAGGGCUCUCAGCUCGCGACACCUCUGGAGAAAAAGAAGAAAGACGGUCAACCGGAGGCACAGGCCCGCCUCGCAUGACGACGGCAGCCAAGCGCCUGCUGGUUGACGACGAAACCCUGGACAGCAUUCUGAACGACACAGAGAAACUUGAAAACCUGAAAAAACGAGGUGAGGAACUGCAAAAUGAGCACUGGGCCUACGUGACGGCGCAUGAAGAGCUGCGCGCGGUGAUGAACGACUUCGCAGCUGCCGUGUUGAUCAGCAUGCCGGACGACAUCUACGCCUUCGCGAGAGACUACUUCUCGGCGUUCGCGUAG
Messenger RNA from Besnoitia besnoiti, 576 nucleotides. RefSeq lists its product as uncharacterized. The record is from RefSeq and is a predicted model, not a curated record. Bases 1 to 576 code for a protein of 191 amino acids. NCBI's taxonomy places the organism in Eukaryota, Apicomplexa, Conoidasida, Eucoccidiorida, Sarcocystidae. The transcript is spliced from 3 exons.